ACUGUAUUUAUUGACAAACCGCUUCUUUUCCCUUCUUCUUUUUCCUUCUUCUUUUUCUUCUUCUUUCACUGUAUGGCAGCUAAACAAGCGUAAAUCGUAAAUUGGUAUAGCAUUCAUUCCUCAUAUACGCGUAGUUGGAUACGAUUCAACGACAUUUAUUGUGACCAAGGAAUUUGGUUUGUUUUGAUUGCAUUUCUCGAUAAAAAAUUACACGCAAAGAAAACGAUGUCAAAAGACGAGGAAAACGCGAACGCAAUGGAUACAAAUGAAAAUUCUAAUGAAUCUUCAUCCAAUACAACGGAGAAGGAGGUAGAUUUUGAGAAUAAACUCGAAAUGGAUCGAUCGAAACGAUUCGAUUAUUUGCUGAAGCAAACGGAAAUUUUUACACAUUUUAUGACAAACACUGGACCCAAGUCACCGACCAAAGUCAAAACGGUCGGUCGGCCAAAGAAGAGCAAAGAUAAAGACAAAGACAAGGAUGCCGCUGAUCCGGGAGAUCAUCGCCAUAGGAAAACGGAACAAGAAGAAGAUGAAGAAUUAUUGGCUGAAGAAAAUCAAUCGUCGGCAGUGUUUCGAUUCGAAGAAUCGCCCGGUUAUAUUGAAAACGGUGAAAUGCGUGACUAUCAAAUCCGUGGAUUGAAUUGGAUGAUAUCACUGUAUGAAAAUGGAAUCAACGGCAUUUUGGCCGACGAAAUGGGAUUGGGAAAAACGCUGCAGACGAUCUCAUUGAUUGGUUAUUUAAAGCAUUUCAAGAAUAAUGCUGGUCCACACAUUGUAAUUGUUCCUAAGUCGACGCUUCAAAAUUGGAUGAACGAGUUUGAAAAAUGGUGUCCGUCAAUAAAAGCAGUUUGUCUCAUUGGUGAUCAGGACACCCGUAGUGUGUUCAUUCGGGAUGUGUUGAUGCCUGGCGAAUGGGACGUGUGUAUCACAUCAUACGAAAUGUGUAUUCGUGAGAAAUCGGUGUUUAAAAAGUUCAACUGGCGCUACAUGGUCAUCGACGAAGCGCAUCGUAUCAAAAAUGAAAAAUCGAAAUUAUCCGAAAUUUUGCGUGAAUUCAAAACGGCCAAUCGAUUACUUCUAACUGGAACACCAUUGCAAAAUAAUUUGCAUGAAUUGUGGGCGCUGCUAAAUUUCUUGUUGCCCGAUGUAUUCAAUAGUGCCGAUGAUUUUGACGAAUGGUUCAACACGAAUCAGUGUUUGGGCGAUGAUAGUUUAGUGGCUCGAUUGCAUGCGGUAUUGCGUCCAUUUUUGUUGCGCCGCUUGAAAUCGGAGGUGGAAAAGCGAUUGAAGCCAAAGAAAGAGAUCAAAGUUUUUGUUGGUCUAUCGAAAAUGCAACGCGAAUGGUACACAAAGAUUCUUAUGAAAGACAUUGACAUCGUGAACGGCGCCGGUAAAAUGGAGAAAAUGCGACUGCAAAACAUAUUGAUGCAGUUGCGAAAGUGUACAAAUCACCCGUACCUAUUCGAUGGAGCUGAACCGGGCCCGCCAUACACCACCGACGAGCAUUUGAUUACAAACUGUGGAAAAAUGUCCAUUUUGGACAAGCUCUUGCCGAAAUUGCAGGAGCAACAAUCGCGUGUAUUGAUUUUUAGUCAAAUGACACGUAUGUUGGACAUUUUGGAGGAUUACUGUCACUGGCGUCAAUUCCAAUACUGUCGUUUGGAUGGUAAAACACCGCACGAGGAUCGAAAUCGUUACAUUAGCGAAUUCAAUGCGGAAAACAGUCAAAAGUUCAUAUUCAUGUUGUCAACACGUGCCGGUGGUUUGGGUAUUAAUUUGGCUACGGCCGAUGUUGUCAUCAUAUACGAUUCGGAUUGGAAUCCUCAGAUGGAUUUGCAGGCCAUGGACCGAGCGCAUCGUAUCGGUCAAAAGAAACAGGUGCGUGUGUUCCGUUUCAUCACCGAAAAUACGGUCGAAGAGAAAGUGGUGGAACGCGCCGAAGUUAAAUUGCGCCUGGACAAAUUGGUGAUUCAGCAAGGCAAGCUGGUGGACGGUAAAUCGAAUCAAUUGGGCAAAGAUGAAAUUUUGAAUAUGAUUCGACACGGUGCCAAUCAUGUGUUUGCCUCGAAAGAUUCGGACAUCACCGACGACGACAUUGACGAGAUUCUAACGAAAUGUGAAGAAAAAACGGCCGAACAAAAGCAGAAACUGGAUGAAUUGGGCGAGAGUUCGUUGCGAAACUUCACCAUGGAUAUGCCGUCCAGUUCGGGUACAUAUGUGUAUCAGUUUGAGGGUGAAGAUUUCCGUGAAAAAGCCAAACUGAUGACACUCGGCAAUUGGAUUGAACCGCCGAAACGUGAACGUAAAGCAAAUUAUGCCGUCGAUGCCUAUUUCAGAGAAGCGCUAAGAACAUCCGAACCAAAAGCGCCGAAAGCACCACGGCCACCUAAACAACCAAUCGUUCAAGAUUUUCAAUUCUUCCCGCCACGCCUAUUCGAGCUACUCGAUCAGGAGAUUUACUAUUUCCGACGGACGCUAAAUUACAAAGUGCCACGCAACACCGAACUUGGACCCGAAGCCGUUCGCGUGCAACGCGAUGAACAGCAGAAAAUCGACGAGGCCGAACAGUUGACCGAGGAAGAAAUGGGCGAAAAAGAAUCACUUCUCACGCAAGGCUUUACAAACUGGACCAAACGUGACUUCAAUCAAUUUAUCAAAGCAAACGAGAAAUACGGACGCGAAGAUAUCGAUAACAUAGCCAAAGAUGUUGAGGGAAAAUUCCCAGAGGAGGUUGUGGAAUACAGUCAAGUGUUUUGGGAACGAUGCCAUGAACUGCAAGACAUUGAACGCAUUAUGGCGCAAAUCGAACGUGGCGAAUCGAAAAUACAACGCAGAGCAUCUAUCAAACGGGCACUCGAUGCAAAGAUGUCACGCUAUCGUGCUCCAUUCCAUCAACUGCGUUUGUCUUAUGGUAAUAACAAAGGUAAAAACUACACCGAGGAAGAGGACCGAUUCCUCGUCUGCAUGCUGCACAAACUUGGAUUUGACAAAGAAAACGUCUACGAAGAUCUCCGAUCGGCCGUUCGAUCAUCGCCGCAAUUCCGUUUCGAUUGGUUCUUAAAAUCGCGAACGGCUCUCGAGCUUCAACGUCGUUGUAACACGCUCAUCACAUUAAUUGAACGUGAAAAUCAGGAGCUAGAAGAGAAAGAACGUCUCGAGAAGAAGAAAAAACCGGGCAAGGGUAAUUCAACGCCGGCCAGUGGUACAGCCAGCACAGGCGUGUUGACCACAUCAACGCAACAGAAAAGCAAUCAAAAGCGCAAAGCUGAUGUCAUUGUGAAUGACAGUAAAACGACGAAAAAGAAAAAGAAGUAAAAACGAAAAGCACACACACACCGAAGCAAACAUCAUCACCGCCAAGGACUCAAACAUUCUUUUGAAAUUCCGGUAGUUUAAUGGGACGCGACCGUCAACGGGAUGCAUUUUUUGCGCACGCGAUUUUUUUUUCACUUCUUCCACCCGUGUGCGACUUAUGAGUAGAAUCUUGUUCUUUUUUUUCGUUCUAGAAAAGUUAAUUGAUUUAGCUUUGGAAAUGAAAAGAGAUUUCUAUUUUAGAAUAUAAUGUAAAUGCAAAGAGUCAAAAUUAAUUUUUGGAAAUGAAAUUCUAUUUUUUUAAAUUUGAAUACGUUUUUAAAAAGUGUGGCCAUCAAUCAAAAUUUUAUUUACAAUGAUACUAUAUGUUUUUUUUUCUUUGAAGAAGAGUCAUCGAAUGUAAACUGUUUUUAUACACCUACCAUUUUGCGUACUGUUAUACGCUUUAAAAAGUUUUUUCAUUUAACAUUUUGCAUGUCGAAUUCUGGCAUUUACAAAAAAAAAAUAAAUACACACAGUGUUGUUAGAUUAUAGUUA
Sitodiplosis mosellana (orange wheat blossom midge) is the source of this 3849-nucleotide messenger RNA. It is a transcript of the gene Iswi, whose product is annotated as chromatin-remodeling complex ATPase chain Iswi. Gene Ontology annotation, cellular component: nucleus; chromatin. Lineage: Eukaryota; Metazoa; Arthropoda; Insecta; Diptera; Cecidomyiidae. The transcript is spliced from 7 exons. Gene Ontology annotation, biological process: regulation of transcription by RNA polymerase II; nucleosome organization. Gene Ontology annotation, molecular function: DNA binding; ATP hydrolysis activity; histone binding. The record is from RefSeq and is a predicted model, not a curated record. The coding region runs from base 226 to 3315 and encodes 1029 amino acids.